This is a messenger RNA of Rhinichthys klamathensis goyatoka, 974 nucleotides long. RefSeq lists its product as uncharacterized. Lineage: Eukaryota; Metazoa; Chordata; Actinopteri; Cypriniformes; Leuciscidae. The transcript has 7 exons. The record is from RefSeq and is a predicted model, not a curated record. The coding region runs from base 143 to 811 and encodes 222 amino acids.
CCAAAUGAAAAUGGCUGAAGACAAACACACCAUCAACAUCAAUAAUGACUCCUAAGUAUUAAGUACCAUUUCUUCACAUACUACUAAUAUGAAUGGAUUCUAAGUUGGGGGCUGAAAUAUUGUUACUUAGUUGUGUUUAAAGAUGCCUAGACGUGAUGAUGUGACACGCUUUAUGCAGCAGCUAUUUGACCAGCGUGUGGUGUCUAAAUUCAUGACGAUCAAGCCAAAGGUCCUGGGGGUUUUGGAAAUAUCAAUAGGUAUAGGGAUGAUUGUCUUAACAAUCUGGACAGGAUUUUUGUAUCUCCUCUGGUCAUGUCUAAUUUCAGUUUUAACUGGAUCUGUGACAGUAUCAGCCGCAUGCAAAUGUAACGCAUUUAGGGUCAGAAUCUCACAAUUUCUAAACUGUUUCAAUGCCAUCGCAUCUGGUAUCUCCAUCCCAUUUCACUUACUUGACAGUGAUGGUGUGACUCUUAUUCUCUUGGUUGUCUGUGAUGUUCUGGUCUUCAUCAUCUCUGUUAUCGUUACCUCAUCUUCUUGUGAUUGCUGCAGGAUGAAGUUAAGACACGUUGCAGUCAGUUACAUAAACAGAGAUGUGCCUUACAUGAUUGACAACAAUAUUGUGCUUCGGGGCCAACAAGACCCUUUUGCACCUCCAACAAACUACGUUCCAAGUCCUUCAGCAUCUCCAGCAUACUACUCUGCACCUCCACCAAAUUAUGAUACAGUCCCAUCUGCACCUCCACUAAAUUACGAUCCAGGUCUUUUUGAACCUCCACCAAGCUACAAUCAAGUCCUUCUGCACCUCCAGUGAACUAUAAUCAAGGUCCUUUCGACGUUCAUUCAAACUAAUAGGAAAUCAAUGGGUAAUUUCUAGUCUGUUGAUGAAAUCAGUUGAAUGGAGCUCCUUAUUCACUUUCCUGGAUAUAAUUUACAAAUUCAACCACAAGUCUCAUGAUAACACGUUUAAAGGCCCA